This is a messenger RNA of Dracunculus medinensis (Guinea worm), 774 nucleotides long. The record is from the annotation of a GenBank genome assembly. NCBI's taxonomy places the organism in Eukaryota, Metazoa, Nematoda, Chromadorea, Rhabditida, Dracunculidae.
AUAGAGAAGAUAGUUGAUGAUAGAUAUUUGCAGAAUAGUAUCGAGCAAAAUGCACCAAUCUUUAUUUCGGAUAAUUGGUAUAUUUUCAAUAAUGCAGAAAAAAAAUUAUUGCUGCGCUCAUGGAAAGUUAUGGAAACAGAUAUUGAGCAGGUGUCCUGCGGUAUAUAUACCAUGAUUUUUAAUCAAUGCCCUGAAGCCAGGCAGCUUUUUCCAUAUAUGAGGCUUCCAGUUAAUGAAAGUGAUAAAAGGAGCCAAGGUUUUAUUUUUCAGGCGUUGCGUUUUAUACAAGUUUUGGAAAGUGCUAUCACAUAUUUGGAUGAUUUACAAAGCUUUGAUCCAAUACUACAUAAUCUUGGUCGUCGCCAUGGUAAACUCGAAUCAAGUAUGGGCUUUCGACCAUAUUAUUGGUCAGUAUUUUUGGAAUGCACAAUAUAUAAUAUACGUUUGUGCUUGAACAGAUCUAAAAAUGAUUUAUGGAAUGAUGCAGACUUAGACGAAGUUAUUAUUUUAUGGCGGCAUUUGGUUUCCGGAAUUUGCUUAAGAAUUAAGAAAGGAUAUUUAAUGGACAUAGCUAAUCGCACAGCUGCAAAAGAUAGUUGGUCCUCUCUUCCAGCAUUACCAACAACAACGAAAAAUAAUCCAUUUACUUCAAAAAUACCAAACCAGGCAAAAACUCCCAUCACCGGUGAGCAUUUGCAUGAGAACCAUAGAAAGGUUGGUCUCAUCGACCAAAUAAUACAAUUCAAAUUAAGGACUUUUAAGCAUGGUUUGUGA